Meleagris gallopavo (turkey) is the source of this 6677-nucleotide messenger RNA. The record is from RefSeq and is a predicted model, not a curated record. NCBI's taxonomy places the organism in Eukaryota, Metazoa, Chordata, Aves, Galliformes, Phasianidae.
CUUUCCCCGCCACCCCCCUAUGUUUCUUAGAUUGAUCUCCCACCGCAUAAAGCAUCACGCUAUCAAUAUCCCUGAAGGUAAUUGGUCAACAUGCUGAGGAGGUGAUGAUGUCUGACAAGAGGGUAGAGAUGUCAAAGAUUGCAGACUCAGCAUGUGUCCCUAAUAAUUAAAAAGGCAGAAGCAGUCUCCAACAGCCAGAAAAACCAUCAGAAGUAUUUCACGAUGGAUGUAGAUGAUGAAGAAAACAUGACGCCGAAAGGAGUAACCUAUCGAGCUUUUGCUGGAGGAUGUUAUAAAUGAAAAUUUAGUAACUAUUCCAUCAGCUUUGUAAGAUGGGCGAAGUGAUGUGUGCAGGGUAGUGAAUACUUAAGAAAGUAUGAUUGAAAUUUGUUGAGAAGAGAUUUUCCAUCUUCAUUUGCUCUAAUUUCAAUAAAUAUUUAUUACCUAUUAUCAGUGUGAAUUUAAUAUAGUACUAGAUAUUCAGAAGUCUGGGAACAGAAGAGUUAGAAACACUUGACCAAAUAAAUUUGCCUUUUCAUUCAUGAAUGUUGCUGUAAAACACAAAUAAGUAAUUUCAUUCUUUUUUUUAAUCAGAGUAAAAAUGAGAUCUUUCCAGUUAUAGCAAGUAUAAUUCUUGAAAUAUAUAUCCAACAUUAUCAUUGCCUCAAUUUUCUACUUAGAAAAUAAAUUGUUGAAUUAAUCAUUAAUACUGCAAUACCACAUUGUUUUUCUUCCCCAUUAAAAUACCAUCAUUGUGACUGUGUAGAUUUUGUCACACAUUUUGUGUUCUGUGUAGUCUUAGAGAGACAAUCUUCAUUAUUUGUUUUAAAAUCUGAGAGAGCAGUUUUUUACUUUGCAAGAAAUUUAAAAACUGCAUGUAAAUGGCAAAUAAAAGGUUUCUCAAUCAAAGGCUGUGUGAAAACGUAUGUAUAGUAGUUUUCUGGUGCAGUCUAAGUUAGACGCAGGAUUUUUUUACAGCUGUGUUCAGUGUGUUCAGCUGCUAAAGGGUCAGAGUUGCUGUGAGAAGGGCUUUGCUCUAUACUAGCCUCUGUUGAAUGAGCCCAUUGCUGAAACUGCUGUGUGUUGGGCAGGCAAUCAUCCAGGGGCAGAUGAAGCUUGUGAGCAAAUUGAGUUGAGGUGAAAUGAAGACUGGUAAGAGCAUAAAAAAGGAUUGAAUUUGGAGAAUAUGGCAUAGCUACAGAGAAGCAAAGCAGUUUUUUAAAACAGUUUUCAGUCAAGGUGCCUAACUAACAAAGAACUGCUCGGUUUUUCAUGACUCAGAUUUUAUUUAUGUUAUUUCUUGAAUUGAGUAAAUAAAAUCAUGUGAGACAGAAAUGCAAUAUGAAUAAAAUAAGAAUAAAGUAUAAUUAAAUAUAAAUUUCCUAGUAUUGGUCCGAAGUAUCCAUUUUUAUUUUAGUAUUGAUAGUUUAUCCUACAAAUAAUACAAAAUGUUUUUCUGUUUUAAGGCAUAUUUCACUUCAAACAUGAUUUAUGAGUAAAAAUUUUGUUUCAGUUUGUUGAAAAAAAAAAGCUUCAGUGUUUUAUUGUCAUAUGAAAGUAUCAAGAGCAAGUGUGAAAGUCUUGAAUGUGUUAUUUGUUGAGUUAUUAAGAGGUAUUGCUCUCCAUUUACACUGCAAAAGCUUUAAUGUGUGAGCACACAUCACUUAACCAAUUACAAAGAGAGAUAAAGGAAUCUAUAAAUUUUGCAUUUACAAGAUCCUGCAACAAAGGCAUUGUAAGUUACUCUUUCUGGGCACCGCAGGUUCAAGCAGCACUGAUGUUAAAGAAAACCGCAACAUGGACAACGUUCCCCCCAAGGAUGGCAGUGCACAAGGCACCGGGGAGGGGGCUCAACUCUCCAAUGGUGGCAGCAGCAGCAGCAGCAGAAAGCGGCCUUUGGAGGAAGGCAACAAUGGCCACUCCAAAUUUCGCCCUAAGAAGAGGAAGAAAACACCAGGUCCCGUUUUGCCAAAGAAUGCCCUGAUGCAACUUAACGAGAUCAAACCUGGUUUACAGUAUAAGCUGCUGUCCCAGACAGGGCCAGUUCAUGCCCCAAUGUUUGUGAUGGCUGUUGAGGUUAACGGACAGGUGUUUGAGGGGUCCGGCCCCACAAAGAAGAAAGCCAAGCUCCACGCUGCUGAGAAGGCUCUGCGGUCAUUUGUCCAGUUCCCAAAUGCAUCAGAAGCACACCUGGCCAUGGGGAGGACUCUCUCUGUCAACACGGACUUCACCUCUGACCAGGCAGACUUUCCUGACACGCUUUUCAAUGGAUUUGAAACUCCGGUUCCUUCUGAUGCUUCCUUUUACCUAGGGUCCAAUGGGGAUGGCUCCUUUGGCUCCAGCAGGGAGUAUGGUCUGUCAUCAGCUCCUGUGGCAAGUAGCCUUACUCAGUUGCCUCUCCCUGCAUCGUUACCAUACCCGACUGCAAGUGGGAAGAAUCCUGUAAUGAUCCUGAAUGAGCUGCGGCCAGGCCUGAAGUAUGAGUUUCUCUCAGAGAGCGGGGAGAGCCAUGCCAAAAAUUUUGUUAUGGCUGUCGCUGUGGAUGGGCAAACAUUUGAAGGAUCGGGAAGGAAUAAAAAGCUUGCGAAAGCUCGGGCUGCUCAGUCAGCCCUGGCAUCCUUGUUUAACAUGCAGCUGGACCAGACUCCAUCUCGACAGCCCAUUCCUAGUGAGGGGCUCCAGUUACAUUUGCCACAGGUUUUAGCUGAUGCUGUUGCACGCUUGGUUGUAGAUAAAUUCAGUGAUUUGACAGAAAAUUUCACAUCUCCACAUGCACGUAGAAAAGUCCUUGCUGGAAUUGUCAUGACAACAGGUACGGAUGUGAAAGAUGCUCUGGUAAUAAGUGUUUCUACAGGAACAAAAUGCAUUAAUGGUGAAUACAUGAGCGAUCGUGGUCUUGCAUUAAAUGAUUGCCAUGCAGAAAUUAUAUCCCGCCGGUGCCUACUUAAAUUUCUGUAUACACAACUUGAGCUUUAUCUAAGCAAUAAAGAUGAUCAGGAAAAAUCCGUUUUUAUCAAAUCAGAGCGAGGCGGUUUUAAACUGAAGGAGAAUGUGCAGUUCCAUCUUUAUAUCAGCACGUCUCCUUGUGGAGAUGCUAGAAUUUUCUCACCACAUGAAGCAGCACAAGAGGAUCAAGGGGACAGACAUCCAAACCGCAAAGCGAGAGGACAGCUACGAACAAAAAUAGAAUCUGGGGAAGGGACGAUCCCUGUGCGCUCUACUACCACCAUCCAGACAUGGGAUGGAGUACUGCAAGGAGAAAGGCUACUUACUAUGUCAUGCAGUGACAAGAUAGCAAGGUGGAACGUAUUGGGUAUUCAAGGAGCCUUACUUAGCCUCUUUGUGGAGCCAAUUUACUUCUCUAGCAUCAUCUUGGGGAGUUUAUAUCAUGGGGAUCAUCUAUCCAGAGCCGUAUACCAGAGGAUAGCAGAGAUAGAAGAUCUACCACCUCUUUAUACACUCAACAGACCUUUACUUAGUGGUAUUAGCAAUGCAGAAGCACGCCAACCAGGGAAAGCACCAAACUUCAGUGUAAAUUGGACAGUGGGAGAUGCUGGUCUUGAAGUUAUUAAUGCUACAACUGGCAAAGAUGAAAUGGGACGUGCAUCUCGCCUCUGUAAGCAUGCUUUGUACAGCCGCUGGAUGCGUGUUCAUGCGAAGCUUUCGUCCAGCUUGCGCUUGAAGAUCUUCAAGCCUAACCUGUAUCAUGAAACCAAGCAAGGAGCCACUGAGUAUCAAACUGCUAAAGAGUGUUUAUUUAAAGCAUUCCUGAAGGCAGGACUUGGAGCAUGGGUGGAGAAACCCAUAGAACAGGAUCAGUUUCCACUCACUGUCUGAUUCACAGUCUGCACAUCAAUUUGGAAAGGGAGCCGCUUUGGAAACCCUGGUGUCCAGCAUUGCUUUCUGGCAUCUCCACGCCUGUUAAAAUAUCUUUUUACUGUUUUUUCUUUUUCAAAACUUGGUAGUAGCUGUUUUGGUUUUGCCUAAGUAUUGGAACUCAGUGAUAAUCUGACACAUAAUUGUAUAUUUUGUUAUGAGAAAGUAAUUUCUGGUGUAUUUCUAGAAAUACUUUUACUGUAGAAAAUCUGCAGUAAGGCUGUCCUGACAGUAUACAAUAACUCAUUUUUUCUGGGUUAAAGUAAUUGCUUUUUUAAUUUGAUGUCAUCAAUUGCAUGAAGAAAUGAGUAUUUCUUUAGAUUUUACACCACAAUUGUAAGAAGUAGCUUAAUUUUGUAAGAGGAAAAUAGGCAACAAAGUUGAUUCUUCUCCUCUUUUAAGUUGUUUUUGAAUUGCAGAUGUUGCUAACAUAUAGACCACUAAGCCAGAAUGAAGUCUAGACAAGUAGUAUUCCCCACUUCCUUGCUCUUUAAAACCAGCUGCUGAGAAAUUCAUGUCUUUGAUGUAUGUAUUUAUUAGUCUGUGAUCCCAUUUUUAACAUGCAGCUUUCUAUUCUGGUUUUAAAAAUACAUUUACCUCCCAUUUACACACAUUGUGAAGUCUUUUUUUUAAAAACCAUUGUAAACUGGAAACAACAAAAUGAUUAUUUGUAAGUUAAGAGGUUUAGUCUAUAAUGUGCAGAACUCUGUUUAGAUGUAGUUGAUUUGUAUAUCCUUUGAACUCAUUAGAGUACAAUAAUAACUACAACAUGACAACUUAGAAAAAUUUGCUCAUUUUGAGGUCAUUAAGCUUGAAUGGCCAAAAAAAGUCACUCAGUGAACAUUAAUUGCUCUCUUCUUGAAGAAAUGAAAAGCUCUUGUAUGGACAAAAAGGUUGUUAAAACCUCUUUUCUGCUUUCAUUCAAGUUGUUGUGUCCCUUUUAAGAUUUCAUUACCUUUUGGCUUUACAUGUGUGAUGGUCUUCAUGAAAUUAAUUGGGUAAGUUGCUCUUAAAUGUGGUUUAAUUUGCUUUGACAGUUAGUUAGGUCUUCUUCAUAAAGGUGUAAACACUUCAGCUUUAUGUAAAAAUGUAAAAUAGAAAGAAAAUAUUUUGAGAUUUGUUUGAUUAGCUGGUGUACUGAAGGCACUAUUAAAAACUUUUUAGUAUAUGAUAUUUAGGUGUGGAUUAGAGAAUGUCUGAAACCAGUUAUCUGCUCCCAAAGUCUAUGUCCAAACAUAUCCUGUGGCUCAUACUUAUUCAAGUGUCAUGCUUGCUUUCUGGAAGGUCCCUUGGUGAUCAUCAUUCUUUUGCAAACAGUGAAGUGAUGUUCCUUGACACAGAAGUUUCUGACACAAAACCCAAGCCAAGUAUGUUUAAGCUGACAGGCCCUGUCCCUCAGCUCUACAUCCCCACUUCUUAUCUGCGCUGCCCUGGACAUCAGAUCCAUGGGAUGGUCCAUACUUUGAGGUCAAGUUAAGGGUUGUUUUUGGACCUGCACUGGGUCAGAGAUGCAGCUUUGAGUUGUAUUGGCACAUUUGUGGAGGAAGUGAAGUGAAGCAAAGGAAUCCCUUCAGCCAGCUCUAUGGCUAAAGCCUUUGCCUUCUGAAGCUGUCACUGAAGUUACCAUAUCUCAGACCAAGCAUCCUGGGGGGGUUACCAACUACUUGGGCCAUUGGAGACUUCGUAGAAAGCACUUCUGGCCUAUCAUGAACAUCAAGGAGACAUGCUGCUUUGUUAUUGCUCAAGUAGGAACUCGAUUUCAACUUCAAAAAAUGGUCAGGCCUGAUAAACCACUGGUGUGUUAGUUUCAGCCUCUGGAUUAGUGCCUUGGCAGUGGUGCGUUGAGACACAAUUGGUGUGCUUUUGAUGGUAGUACAGGUAAUAGCAAGCACUGCUGCAGGAAGGCAAGCAAAUCCGUGGAUCCCUUCAGAAAAGUCUGAUGGUUCCAGAGGCUACUAAGUUUUCCAGGUGCCAGUGGAACAAAUGUGUGCUGUAGUAGACAGGCUGUGUUGAUUCAGCUUUCUCGGCAGCUUAAGCUGUCCUGUCUGUUCCUGCAUUAAAACCAGGAGUGCUCUCAUGUCCUCUGCCAGCCCCACGAAGCUGGAGGGCAGCAGUUUCUGAAUGCAGUCUGGGCCUUUGCCAUUGUCAUCUCACUGAGGCUCAGACUGACUUAUUCUAAAGCUAAAAGUAAUCAAAUGUUUUUUGGUCAGAAUUUGCAAGUGCUUGGGCAUUUACUAUUGAAAUCAGUCACAUCUCUAUGAAUGUUGCAGAAAUGCCCUUAUGGCUGUAGAUAAAUCUGUGCAUACAUUUUGCAGGAUUGAGGGAAAGCUGGUUGCUCUGUGUGCGUUUUCUUGGGAUCAUUAGCGUUACUAAGUGAAACACACAUUUUUAAGGGACUCAGUCUGUUGAUAAAUGGAGUCUGUUUACAUACAAACAAAAUAACUUUUACCCAUCUUUCUGAAGUACUCAGUGAGACGCUGAUCUCUCUUUGGAUUUUUUUGAACACUAGGAAAGUAUUAGCUCAAACUAUUUUUUUUACGAAGUCACAAAUAUGAGCAAUAUAUUUAAGUAUUAUUAUAGACAUAGUUUUUUAAGCUGUUCAAAUGAAUAAUUUUAAUGAAAUUGUAAAGGAAAUCUGUUCCAUGCCACAAUCUUUUGAUGAAGGAAUGGUGUCAGGCUAUUUAUGAGGAAUGGGUUCUCUCGUUUAUAAUUCCAGGAUUUUAAAAAGUAAGUUUUCCAGGGUUGUAUGCAAUCCAUAUCUGUCUUGUGGGAGUCAAUAAAAUACUGCUUGGCUUCCUUCA